Molecule: messenger RNA, 4155 nt
Organism: Pteropus alecto (black flying fox)
Lineage: Eukaryota; Metazoa; Chordata; Mammalia; Chiroptera; Pteropodidae
Gene: SYNGR1
Product: synaptogyrin 1
Exons: 4
Coding region: 1-624 (207 amino acids)
Cellular component (GO): neuromuscular junction; synaptic vesicle membrane
Source: RefSeq, a predicted model, not a curated record
AUGGAAGGCAGAGUCUUCGUGUUCUCUAUUGUGGUGUUCGGCUCCAUCGUGAACGAGGGCUACCUCAACACCCCGUCGGAGGCCGAAGAAUUCUGCAUCUACAACCGAAACCCCAACGCCUGCAGCUACGGCGUGACCGUGGGUGUGCUCGCCUUCCUCACCUGCUUGCUUUACCUGGCCCUGGACGUGUACUUCCCGCAGAUCAGCAGCGUGAAGGACCGCAAGAAAGCCGUCCUGUCCGACAUCGGUGUCUCGGCCUUCUGGGCCUUCCUCUGGUUCGUGGGCUUCUGCUACCUGGCCAAUCAGUGGCAGGUCUCCAAGCCCAAGGACAACCCGCUGAACGAAGGGUCGGACGCAGCCCGGGCCGCCAUCGCCUUCUCUUUCUUCUCCAUCUUCACAUGGGCGGGCCAGGCUGUGCUGGCCUUCCAGCGGUACCAGAUUGGCGCCGACUCGGCCCUCUUCUCCCAGGACUACAUGGACCCCAGCCAGGACUCCAGCAUGCCUUAUGCCCCCUACGUGGAGCCCAGCGCUGGGCCGGACCCCGCCGGCGUGGGUGGCACCUACCAGCAGCCGGCCAACGCCUUCGACACUGAGCCCCAGGGCUACCAGUCGCAGGGCUACUGAGACGCAGUGACCGCCUGCCCCCUGCCUGCCCCUGCCCCAGCCCCAGCUGCCCCCUCGGCCCUCCCUCCACACCCGCCCCCUGCUCUCCCAGGCUGCCCUGCCCAGCAUCUCACCAGCCUCCUGGUGGUUCCGCUGAGGUCCAGGGCAGCUUGGGGUGGGGUGGGGAGGUAAGGUGUGUAUGUGCGUGUGGGGGUGUCUACCUGUGUGUGCGAGUGUGUCCAGCAGGGGUCUGGGGUGUUGACAUUCAUUCAUUGUGUCAUCGAACAUUCAUUGAGCGCCUACUGUUUAUCUGUCCCGUGCUUAGCACGGAUGUGAGUGAGAAAGGGUCUCUGGGAAGGGGGAAGACGAGAGGUGGAGGAGGCCCUGUUGGUACCGGCAGGUGGAACAGAGACCAGGAUGGUGCUGGGAGGUUUGGCUGCAGGGCGGAAUGACACUGGGGGAUGACACCUGCUAGGAGACAGCAGCCCUGCUAGAAGUGAUGGGCUGUCUACGUUUUACGGUUGAAGAAACAGACCUGGAGAAGUCAGGGUCACUCCCCCAGGGUCACUCAGACAGCAGGUGGUGGAGGUGGGACCAAGCCCAGGCCACCUGACUGCAGAGCACCUGCUGUCCCCUGUCUUCCCUUCCUUCCUUCCCCUGUCCCCAAGCCUGGGGCUCCACUGCUCAGUGCUCUUCUUAUUCUGGGAAGCCUUGGGGACCCCAGCCUGUGAGAUACCCUGACUCUGCUGCAAGCUAGGGCCUCAGAUGUUCCCCAGCGGGACAGCCCUGCCUCCAGGCCCUCUCCCCACAUCCCCAACGGCCCCGCCCAGCGUGGGAAUGUCCCCUUGUAUCACUCUGCGUGUGUCCCCUCAGGAGCUCAGCACCGCCUCUGUGGCCUGCCAGAGGACUGACCAUUGUUCCUGCCUCUAGGAGGGGUUCACUAUGACCCUGCUCAGGGUUGGGUGGACGAGGAGGCCCAGAGGGGGAGCAGUUGGCCCAAGGUGACAGUGAGCGAGUGGCAGAGCUGGGCUUGCUGCUUGGGUUUCUUGGCUCCAGCCACCCAGCCAGUGCCCCAGUUCCCUGCCCUUGUGACCUCCCAGGAAACAGAACUGAUCUGGGACACUGUGUCAUCUUUCCCUUCACCAGGGUCAGGCAGGGGCUAAGGGGCUGCAGUAGCCAAGGGCAUGGAGGGUCCUUCCUCUGGCCUUCCAGAAGGCCCACUGGGGCUGGUCUCCCUGUGGGAGGGUGAGUAGAGAGGGCAGGGGCUCUGGACCCUGCAUGGCCAGCCUGGAGCUGCUGCUGUGGGACAAACUCCCCCGAGAUGAAUGGUGAGAGCCUCUGGAGCAUAGUAGGCUCAGGGAGGCUAUGGGCUGUAGGGGAGAGGGUAGCAGGUGUCCCCAAGGCACAAGGAGAGUUAUGCGGGGCAAGGAGGGGUUCCUGUAUAUGACAGGCUCCUCCCUGAGCCUUACGGGACAAGGAGGCCUUGAGCAGUGGAGAAAGGUGUGGGAAGACCUGGGGCCCAGAGCCUCAGGGAGCAGGGCAAAGGGACAGUGCUGGGUAUAGCCACCAUCAGCACCCCCACAAGAACCCUAAGAGGCAGGUAAUAUUCACUCACCUGCCCACUGAUUCAGCAUGGGGCACCUGUGCUUGGGAUAAGGCGCUGAUAGUCGGUCAGAGAUGAGCACUAGACCACUGGACCAGGGUGCAUUGCUGAGCAGAGGGCUGUACGGGUGCACGACGGGCUGAGCCUCCUGGAGAAGGGUCCUGGGAUGGCAGGAGUUAGCACAGCAAUGAGGCAGGAGAAGGAAUCCCUUAGGCAGAAAAGUAGCAUCGUCCCCACUUAACAAAAAGGGAAACAGGUUCAGAGCGUGUGAGUUAGCCAUGGGGCUUGGAUCCGAACUCAGGUCUGUUCAAGUCUUCCCAAGGGGCAGCAGUGACGGAAGAGGACCCCAGACAGCCAAGUGACAGCUGAUUGUUGCUGACUUCAGUUUUCUCCAUCCGGAGAAGGGGCUCUAUCUGUGAUCCUCUCCCUCCAGGUGGCCCAAGGGGAAACAGGAUGGGGUCAUGGUAUCUGCCAGGCUGUACCAGACCAGAGGUUUGCAGAGCAGGUAAGGGUGCAAGCCGGUGUGGAUAUGUUUGUGGCAGAAGUUCUGUGUCCAUGCAGGAGGCUGUGAGAAGUCUGUCUCCUUGCCCACUCUCCACCAGAAACCUCCCCUGCCGAAGGGCACUGGGAGACCCCAGGGUGCUGCCUGUCUGUCCUCCCUGAGCACCAACCAGCUCUGGCAAAAGCUGGGGUGAAGGGCAGGGUACAUUUAAGCUUCACCCAGCUCCUGGGUGUUGAUUGCAGACUCUCCCUACCACCCCAGCCUAGGAAAGUUUAUAAGACCCCUGCCAGGAGUGGGGGCACAGAAUCCUCUCACUCAGCAUUCCUCACUCAUCUGAGGUACAGCCUGGACACGACCCCACCAGCAGGGGCCAAUGGCGGGGGUGAUAAACAAGGCGAGAGAUGUCAGGAGGCAGAGUUUGGAUGAGACCCAGAGCUCCUGACCCCUACUGAGAGGUUGGUGGGGAAGCCCGGCUCUUUCUGUUAGCUGAGGACCCCCUGGGGCCCCAAGCUGAAAGCCUGUGCUCCCAAGCUACCAGUAUCCCCUUUUCCCUCCCUGCUGUACCCCCUUGCUUCCAAGCCUUUCCUUGGCGGAGGCCCCCGGCAUCCUGCCCUCUCAUUUGGGUUCCUUCUCCCAUCAAGAACAAGAGAAGGCCCAGGAAAACCGGGUUCCAUGCAAGGGCCCCUGGAGUCUGGGCCAGGAAGACAGUGACUUGUCCAAAGUCAGGCACAGAGCUCAAGGUUCGGGAUCCAGGUGUCCUGCCUCUGAGUUGGCACUCGUCCUGUGCAUUCCCAGGCUGACUGCCUGGGUGUGGCUCCUGGUCCCCCGGGGCUGUAACCACUGAGGGGCUAAUUACCAGGAGACUGGUCCGCUCCCUGCUCUAACCUUCCCCUGGUGAUUCUUGAUCUUCACAGACUCUUGUGGGGUCCCAGGCUUUCCCCAUGUAACCAACAGCCCCCACCUGUUACCACUCGGGGGCCCCCCAAUCUUGGCCCAAGACCCCGUCGAUUCUCUAAGGAGCACAAAGGGGGAGCAUCUCUCCCGAGAGUUUAUGAGAGGAUGGGCUGGUCCACCUGCCUCCCAGCGCUGUCUGUUGAUGUGACACUCCCUUCCCCUGGUGCCCACAGCCCUUGUCUGGGUGACCCGGCCCUUUCUGCAGCAUUACUGCCUGUGUAUAGUAUAAAUAUAUAUAUUUUCUAUAUAUAAGAUGUAUAAUAUAAGGCUCCACAAAUGUAUCUGUGUGUGUGCGCGUGUGUGCAGUGAAUGGCGGUCCCCAUCCCGGGCGCCCACUCUGGACUCCCCCCACCACCUGGUCAAGUCUCAAGAGUGAAUCCAAUGGCCCCAUGGCACCCUCCUUUAUGACAUCCGUCCAUUUGUGGUGAACCAAGUAAAGGUGGUGACUUCUGGUGACAGUAAAUAAAGUGAAGACUCAAAACCCACCAGUGGA